CGCGUCGGUAUACAAACAAGUUAUGAUAUGAGAUGCGACGUCAUUGCUAAAACACGGCUCGCAAAUUCUUUGGCCAGUUGACCACCUAUACAGUAUACCUAUCACAAUCCCGCGGUCUCGACUGUCGAGAUGGACUUUAAGUUUGUACUGUUUUUUGUUCAAUUGGCCGCGGUCAGUAGAGCACACCUGAUUAGAAUAAAAAACAACUGCUCGUUUACCGUGUGGCCCGGCAUACAAGGCGACCCGGAACACGAACAUCUCCAAAACGGCGGAUUUUCGUUGGACGCUUACAAGACCCAUACGUUUAACACGCCUCGAAAUUGGGCGGGGAGGAUUUGGGGUAGGACGAAUUGCGACAGUCAAGGAAAAUGCGAAACGGGCGAUUGCGGGAACAAGAUCCACUGCAGCGGGGCCGGAGUUGUGCCGCCCGCGACCCUUGCCGAGAUGAAGUUCACCAGGUCCGACGGAUUGGACUUCUACCAAGUAUCGAUGUUGCAGGGCUACAACCUGCCGAUCAGGAUGAUGCCCACCAGGUAUUUCACUUACACGAAAAAAGGCAAGUACGACUGCAAGCCGGCCGAGUGUGUGCCCGACCUGAACAGCGAGUGCCCGUUCGAGCUGGCCGUCGGGGCGGCCGGCGGCGGCUCCGACGUGGUGGCGUGCCAUAGCGCCUGUUCACAGUUCAACACGGACGCUUACUGCUGUCUGGGAGCCUACAACUCCCAGUCCACCUGCAAAAUCAGCUCGUGGCCCCAAAAAUAUAAUCCGGCGUACUUUAAGAAUGCGUGUCCGAACGCCCGCUGUCACGCGUUCGACGCCUCGACCAGCUCGUUUACGUGUCGUGGCAAUGCGAUAACAAAGUACGACAUCAUAUUUUGCCCAUAUUAAACCUGUUAAUCGCGCAACUGUAUAACAUGUCCGUGUGGACUCAGGGUAGGUGAUUUAAUACGAUAAUUAUAAAUUAUUAAACAUAAAUAUAAAAUAUGAAACUAUAUAUUAUGUAUAAAAAUAAGGGUGUUUAUACAUUUAUACAAAAUUUUAUUUUCAAAAAUCAACUUCUUUCACUCUACAUCUUAAUAUUUCUUGAAAUAUCUUAUUUUGCCCUUAAGCCACACUACCUUAUUGUGUAGCUAUAUUCCUAUAUCCAAUAGGUCCAGGGUAGUAGGGUUAAUUGACACAACUUUUAUAAAUUGUUAUGUAUUUACAGGUAUAUAAAUAAAAGUAGGUGUAUUGUAUAAAAUAGUUAAAUACAAUUUUCAAAAUCAACUUCCUUCUCUCUAUACUUUCGUAAUACCUAUUGUUCGAAAAUGUCUGUCAUGAUUCCUUUAGAAAAUGUAAAACUCAAUUUGGUUUCAUUUUUUUAUUAUUUAAGUUCCUACAGUUCCUAUGUAUAUUUACAUGCAUGCAUCUUACUAACCGUAUUGCAGUGAAUAGUGAUUAUGGUUAAAAGGACGUAAUGGUUGACGGUUGUACACUUAUAUCCAAGUGUGUUGUGUCCGUCUUGCUAAGGCUAACGCAUAGUGAAGCCAGUGGCAUAUACAAGGGGGCUGCAGCCCCCCCCCCCAAAAUUAUAGUAAAUUCUUUCGUAGAAACUCUUAAAUAAAUAGUGGCCUCUAGGUGCUAGACCACUUAUUGCUACCUAUUGUAGUUCACCCUAAAAACUAUUUCGUUAUAGGUUAUAAUAUGCCAAUGGAAAAUGCUUCGCUAUUAAUAAAUGUCAAUAUAUUUAUUAUACUGCUUUGCAAUGUAUUACAUGAAAUAUGAUUGAUGAAUA
Myzus persicae (green peach aphid) is the source of this 1774-nucleotide messenger RNA. RefSeq names its product thaumatin-like protein. The record is from RefSeq and is a predicted model, not a curated record. The transcript has 2 exons. Gene Ontology annotation, cellular component: extracellular region. Gene Ontology annotation, biological process: defense response. Bases 130 to 888 code for a protein of 252 amino acids. NCBI's taxonomy places the organism in Eukaryota, Metazoa, Arthropoda, Insecta, Hemiptera, Aphididae.